UGCGGGAGCCGGCCUGGGAACGCCUCCCGCGCGCUCCGCCGGGCCGCCUGGCACACAGCGGUUGACUCAGCCCGGCAGAGAGCCGCCAGCGGUGCCCUCAGCAUGGAGAGCCAGCCGCGCAGCCCCGCCAAGGAGCCCGAGAUCGAGCUCUUUGUGAAGGCUGGCAUGGAUGGAGAAAACAUUGGAAAUUGCCCCUUCUGUCAGCGCCUCUUCAUGGUGCUGUGGCUCAAAGGAGUCAAAUUCAACGUGACCACAGUGGACAUGACCAGGAAACCUGAAGAGCUAAAAGAUUUAGCACCAGGCACCAACCCACCCUUCYUGCUGUACAACAAGGAGCUGAAAACAGACUUCAUCAAGAUUGAGGAGUUCCUGGAGCAGACCCUUGGCCCACCCACGUAUCCACAUCUGAGCCCCAAGUACAAGGAGUCCUUCGAUGUUGGCAGUGACAUCUUUGCCAAGUUCUCAGCAUACAUCAAGAACCCGCGCAAGGAAGCAAAUAUCAAUUUCGAGAAGGCCCUGCUGCGGGAGUUUCACCGCCUGGAUCUCUACCUGAACACCCCUCUCCCUGAGGAGGUCGACCAGGACAGCAUGGAGGAUGUCACAGUCUCCAAGAGAAAAUUCCUGGAUGGAGACCACCUGACACUAGCUGACUGCAACCUCCUGCCCAAACUGAACAUUAUCAAGAUCGCAGCCAAGAAGUACCGUGACUUCGAGAUCCCAGCAGACAUGACGGGUGUCUGGCGCUACCUGCACAAYGCCUAUGCCUGCGAUGAGUUCAGCCACACGUGUCCAGCAGAUGAGGAGAUAGAGCGCACCUACGCCAGCGUUGCCAAGAAGAUGACCUAGUGCAGCUGCUGGGAGCCUGCUGGCCCCAUCCAGACCCCCUGUGUCUCCGUAUUCCUGACACAACCAAAGCCCAGCUGAGAGAGAAACUGUCGUUAGCCACCGUCUUUUCGGAAAGAGUGCCUUGCUUCACAGCCACUGCUGUUCUCUACUCCUCUGCUGGCUGGCCACAGUCCAAAUGUGCCCUCAGCGUGUGUAUGGCCUGCUCACCACCUGGCUGCAGUUUCAACUGCUUCCCCGUUCACCAAAACCAGAUUUCCUUCUGGGACUGCCAUAUGGCCUGGAACUCCACGUCACAGGAAAAUCYGAGCACCAGCCUUUUGUACCAGCACCUGUGGUGGAAGAGAUGAGAUUCCCCAAAGAGUCUUGGCAACUACUGCUGUAUCAUCCACUGCUGGAACUGCAUGGGCAUCUAGUGCCCUGCUCUGCCUGGCCCUGUGCUCCAUGGCUGCCACUUAAACUGCACAGCAAUCAAAGGACAAAGCACCCAGGUCUCCAGGGAUGCUGGCACAUCACAGAUUCAUGGGAGAUGUAGCUGGUUGAACUCACCCAGACGUUCCUCUGUGAGAGCUGUAGCUAGUGCCCCUUCCACUAAGGCAUCCACAUUAGAGCUGAAGACCCCUAGAGAUUCUGCUCUCUGUAGUUUAUUGCAGUGAUUAACUACCCUCACUUCUAAAGAAAUAAUUACAAUGUGCAUCUAAUUCUUGUUGUGAUGUAGGGGGCAAGUAGAUGCUAGGGAUGAUGCUUGUCGUGAGUGUGCCAGGACAGGUCUCAGGUUGGGAAGGAGGUGCAUGGGGGCUCAGCAGAGAGCUCAGAGCAUGGGGAUCUCCUCAGUGUACUGGGAUCUCAUUGCAGACCAGCCUGGUGCAGAGCAUUCUUUCUGAGCACGCUAGAAGUACUGAACACCUGAGUCCACAUGCAACUGGUGUAAAGCCCCACCAGGCUACUGUCUCUGCCUCACCUCUCACCAUAAGAGAUGCAGCCACAUGCAUCUCUACCAUCACAUCACUAGUCCUCACCAAAAGUGUACCUGUCUGAUCUGCAGAGGUGUAGGGUAGGACAUUCAUGUAGUUUCCACACCCCAGGACCAGUCAGCCUGAGAAAGCAGGCAAAAUCUGGCUUGCAAAGCAUUAUUUUUGCAGAAGAUACUUGGGCAUGUUUAAUGCCAGCCCAUCCUCCUUGGCUCUUUUUUAAUACCUUCCCAUCCAGCAUCUUUGAUGCAAGAUGAAUCAUAGCCACCCUGCAUUCCCAUCAGAUACCUCCAGCUCCCCAGGCCUCCUGCCAGCACCUAUUGAGUUCAGCCAUCCCUUCUAGUCUUUUGCCAAUGGAAUUAAUUAAUUAAUUAAUUAAAUACUGUAAUAUGGGUGUACCAGGCUCUAUAGAGACAGAAAUGGCAGAAUCACCCGCUGUGUCUCACUACCGCUUCCCUCUUUGUACUAAAA
Molecule: messenger RNA, 2285 nt
Organism: Nothoprocta perdicaria
Lineage: Eukaryota; Metazoa; Chordata; Aves; Tinamiformes; Tinamidae
Gene: CLIC2
Product: chloride intracellular channel 2
Exons: 6
Coding region: 103-846 (247 amino acids)
Biological process (GO): chloride transmembrane transport; negative regulation of ryanodine-sensitive calcium-release channel activity
Molecular function (GO): chloride channel activity
Source: RefSeq, a predicted model, not a curated record